CUCGCCACCACCACCCUCUGGUGGAAUGGCCCCCGAUGGUUAACAGAAUCUCCCGAUUCUUGGCCACAAUCGCCAAUGCGCAACAUAAUUGCCCCAGAAAGUCGAAAAAUCGCCACUUAUCACACAACAAUGGAUGAUGCUGACAUCCUUGAACGAUUUUCAUCGUUCCCCCGAGCACUCAGAGUAGUCGCCUAUAUUCUCAAAUUCGUAGAGCGACUCAAACUUAAGGUAAAGGGAGCAACUUGCCCCCAAUGCGAUACAUUGACGCACCAAGACUUACAAAAAGCGAAGGUCGCUCUUAUCGCAUCAACCCAAACGCGCUACUUCAGCCGCGACCUAGGGUUACUAAGAGAAUCGAAGCCAAUUGACAAAAAGAGCUCACUCUUAGUACUAAACCCAUUUAUAGACACGAAAGGUCUGCUUCGUGCAAACGGCCGGCUUGCUAAUUCCAGCCUUACGUAUAACGAACGCCAUCCCAUAAUAAUACCAGAGAAAUCCUCAUUUGCCACAUUAUUCAUCAAUUAUAUCCAUAUACUCAUGUUGCACGCCGAACAUCGCCUCAUGCAACAUAUGGUACGCCAAGAGUACUAUGUUCCCCGCCUUAAGCCCCAAAUCAAGAAGUGCAUUUUCACGUGCAAGGUCUGCACUAUGCACAAGCAGAAAAUGAGAACCCAGAUUAUGGCAGCACUUCCACCGGAACGCUGUAACUUUGCUCUGCCUUUCACCACCACAGGUGUCGACUUUGCUGGGCCUUUUCAAAUAAAGGCGUCCAUGCUAAGGUCUCCCACCCUGAUGAAAGGCUAUGUGGCUGUCUUUGUCUGUUUUACGACAAAAGCAGUACACCUUGAGCUAUGUUCCAAUCUGACAAAGGAGGCUUUCCUCGCGGCAUUUGCUCGCUUCGUCGGACGACGUGGCUUUCCAUCCAAAAUCAUGAGCGAUAAUGGUAAAACAUUUAUCGGAGCUCAAAGAGCCACAGAGAAACAAUUUGUGGAUUUUAUGAAACAAGUCUCACCUGACAUUAUACAAAAAUAUGCUCCCCAAGGCAUCAAUUGGCAGUUUAUCCCCCCAAGCGCUCCACAUAUGGGUGGUUUAUGGGAAUCAGCCGUAAAAAGCUUCAAAUCACAUUUCAAGAAGCUAGCUGGCACUUAUAAAUUCAAUUAUGAAGAAUUCACGACCUUGUUAACUAGAAUUGAAGCCGUUCUCAACUCACGGCCUCUCGCAGCCCUCUCGCAAGAUCCAUCAGACUUUACAGCCCUCACACCAGGGCAUUUUCUUAAAGGAGCGCCCAUUCUGGCCACACCUGAGCCAGGCGUGGAGUCGCUUUCCUUAUUAAACAGAUGGGAAAGAAUUAAAAUUCUCCAUCACGAUUUCAGUCUUCGAUGGAAAGAAGAUUAUUUAAAGGACCUCCACAGAAGGUACCGGUGGAAAACACCAGAAAACGCGCCUAAGCUUGGAGAUUGUGUCUUAAUUCAUGACGAUUGUCUCCCCCCCCCACUGAAUGGCGGCUUGGCCGCAUAG
Messenger RNA from Bactrocera neohumeralis, 1518 nucleotides. RefSeq lists its product as uncharacterized. Gene Ontology annotation, biological process: DNA integration. The transcript has a single exon. NCBI's taxonomy places the organism in Eukaryota, Metazoa, Arthropoda, Insecta, Diptera, Tephritidae. The coding region runs from base 76 to 1518 and encodes 480 amino acids. Gene Ontology annotation, molecular function: nucleic acid binding. The record is from RefSeq and is a predicted model, not a curated record.